UGAAAGCAUUCAUUCAUUGCAUUGCUUUGUAUUGAACUCAAGUCUAUCCACAGCUCAGCCAUACAUCCAAACGUGAAGACCAGUGACUGAUUCAUUGAAUCGGAAAUCCAAGCAAUUAUUGCGUCACUCAUUAGUAUUGCAUAACAUUUGACUGAACGCUAUAUCGCUAUCAGUGUUGACAUCACACACACUGUCUAUACGUUUGUGAAGCCAUUGCACAACCAUUACGUUGAGUACGAGCACAACGACAGACACACCGAUGGCUCCCAUCACUAAACUGCCGAAGAAGACGAAGCCGUUCGCUGAGGAGGACCUGAAGGCCGAAGAGCUGUCCUCGUCGUCGAUGUCUGGCUCGGAGUCUAAUAUGGGAAGUGAUAGCAAACAGUACGCGAGAGUGAAUCGCGUGGUUCUCGACAAAGAUAGCGAUGAGUACAAGAAGAGACGCGAACGCAAUAACCUCGCCGUCAAGAAGUCGAGGAACAAGUCGAAGGUCCGAACCCAACAGACUCUCGAUCGCGUGAAUCAACUGAAACAGGAGAACGAGAUGUUGGAGACGAAGAUCAAGAUCUUGACCAAAGAACUCAAUUUCCUCAAAGACCUCUUCCUGGCUCACGCGGGAACCGCACACAACGGACAGCUCCCGGAGGUUGACAUGAAUUUC
This is a messenger RNA of Oppiella nova, 661 nucleotides long. Lineage: Eukaryota; Metazoa; Arthropoda; Arachnida; Sarcoptiformes; Oppiidae. The record is from the annotation of a GenBank genome assembly.